Molecule: messenger RNA, 582 nt
Organism: Echinostoma caproni
Lineage: Eukaryota; Metazoa; Platyhelminthes; Trematoda; Plagiorchiida; Echinostomatidae
Source: the annotation of a GenBank genome assembly
AUGACAGACGAUCAGGGGACGACCGAAUCAGAGGAAAAUCGUGUGGUCAGUCACAGUCCGCUUUUGUGGAGUGGCCCAACUUGCGCGUCCGAGCGGAUCUCGACGUGGACAUUCGUUCCGAGUCCGGUGCAACAAACGAAAACUCAAUCGACCGUGUUCCUACUUGGCUUACUCAUCCAACCGUCAACCUAUAUACACACCAAUGGCCGGUUCAAGUACUCUAUUCAAAUUGAACCGCAAAAGUUGUUCGGCUUGAUUCGAGUGAAAAAUGUGGCGUUCGAGAAAGCUGUCAUAGUACGUUGUUCCUCGGAUAAAUGGUCCACAUUUGUCGACUACCCAGCCCAUUAUUUACCACCAGUUGAAGAAACAAACGAGCUACGAGACUACGAAACAUUCGCUUUCCAGAUUUCCUUACCAGAUAAGGGUAGUAGAUUUGAGUUUGCCAUCCAGUAUAUCUGGACCGCGGAAAAUAACCAAACUGACUCCGCAUGGGAUAACAACAACGGACGUAAUUAUGUUCUUCAUAAUGAACAAACUGAGACUUCAGUGAAUCAAAAAUUACUUGGCAAGUUUAAAUUUUGA